UCGACUAGAAUGCGACCGUUAAUCAGUUCGAAUUGGUUGAAAUGUUAACGUAUGGUAUGGUGUAAUAAAUUACCUGCAUAUAUAUAUAGUUACGAGUUUGUGUAGUACGUUUACGAAUAUGGUAAUGAAUUUAUCAUCAUCUUGAGGCAACAGUUGUAGGUAAAUCGCGACCAGGCUAGCUUUUGUGAUUACUAGUUGACUCUCUCGACAGACUUUACACUUGACCAAGGCAGCACCAUCAUCUCAGCAUCAGCCGCCGACGCAAUUGUCUUUGCCAUCUCAGAGAUCGUUGGCUUAGCGGUGAAACGUGUGGCCUUAUAUACCUGUGUCCAUACGGGGUCAUAAAUUUAUAACCAUACUAUAUCAAAGUAUUCCGAACAUAGAACAUGUUCCAGUUAUACUCGUACUGCUCGUAGCUUCGUCGGGAUUCAAACGAGCGACGAGCUUCGCAUCCAAUCCAGCAAUCAUUUUGCCAAGGUGGCAUUUCUCUCUCUCUCUCUCUCGAGCAUUGAAAAAUGUUAAAAUCCGAAUCAACGAAACACUGCCGCAAACGUAUGGAAGGAUAUUCGGAAAUCACAGAACGUGAAAUUGUUCCAGACAUUCGAAGCGAUAUAUUUCGUACGAAAAGUAAAUGCAUUAAUUGCAAAUGGCUGAUAACGUGUUUGAUAAUAACUACCAUCUUGGUGGCCGGAAUUGCUUACGUCCUUAUAAAAGAAUUGAAUUCAAAGUUGGACUCGGUAUCGUCUGCGUACAGUUUCAAAAACGAUAUACUUCAUCCGAAAUGGGCAAACAGAUCGUUUCGAUCGAAUGGUACGGAUACUAAAACUUUAAACCGUAUUGACUCAUCGAGUCCUCCCAUACACGAUAGGAAAAAGCGAAACGUUUCGAAUACAACCGACGAAGACGAAAUCAAUUCUAAUUCCAAACUUUACGAAUUUUCCACUAUUAACCCAUCCGAGGAUCUUGAAGAAACCAAUUCUAGUUCUCAGCUAGAUAAAUACGCCGGUAGAUUAUCUCGACAAUACGAUAAUUUCAAAUCAGCUAUGGAUGAUUUUUUGGUCGAGCUUAAAAACUACUUUUCGACUACAUCUCGAAAACGUUCGCCCAAAUUUCAAAAUAAAUCCGACUUGAUAUCGUUUAAUCAACGUAUCGAUAAUGUCGAGGAUCGUAGUACUCAGAGGUCUAAAACUGAAACCAAGGUUACCGAGCUUAUUUCCAGUAGUGCACCUGACCAAGCGAACGUCUCCAGCUCCGUGGUCGCAGGUGUCGAUUCUAACAAUGAUGGCUCGAAAUAUUUAAAUACGGUUACGAUGAAGGCAGCCAUGCCGAACACCAGUACGACGAGUACAUCACCUGCAUCCCAGCUGCCUCUGACUAGUCGUACGGAACUGGAAAAUCAUUUGGAAAACUCCGCAUUAAAGCAUGACGUAAUGUCGUCGACCAAAAGCACCGUAAGCGGUACUUCUGGAGAUGAAAAGACCGACGUUGAUGCGAACAACAACUAUCAUCAAAAUACCACUAGCCGAUUUUAUAAUCCUACUGGUGAAAAUGAUGGCGAAUUUUCAAAGGGAUCAGAAUCGAUUCCAACGAGCAAAUAUACGCAAAGUCAAAAUUCCUCAACCCAAAGUGAUCUUCAGCUGACUACAAUCACUACACGAUCUGACGACAACAAAUUCCAGCCAAGCCAAAAUCCUCGCAAUUUCGAACACGAAUCUGCUACUAAAAUUGAUGAAGAAUCGCCCAGGGGACCGAAUUCAACUUCAACGAGCAAAUCUCCACAGAGUCAAAAUGCCUCAACCCAAAUUUCAGAUCCGAUUCUAACAAGCGAAUCUGCACAAAAUCAAAAUUCCUCAACUCAAAGUGAACUUCAGCAGACUAAAAUUACCACACGAUCUGACGACAACAAAUUCCAGCCAAGCCAAAAUCCUCGCAAUUUCGAAAACGAACCUGCUACUAAAAUUGAUGAGGAAUCGCCAAGGGGACCAGAUUCAACUUCAACGAGCAAAUCUCCACAAAGUACUCAAAACCCCUCGACCCAAAGUGAGCCUCAGCCAAGUCUAAAUCCUCGAGAAUCCGAACUUGAACCAGCCAAACCAGUUCCAGAUCCAGAUCCGAUUCUAACGACGAGCGAAUCUCCUCAAAAUCAAAAUACCUCAAUUCAAAGUGAUCUUCAGCAGACUAAAAUUACAACACGAUCAUCUGACGACAACGUAUCCCAGCCAUGUCAGAGUCUUCCCGAACUUCUCAAACAGCUAAAUAAAACAGUCAGCGAACUCGAGCAACUCCUUUAUUCGACAACUCAAUGCGAAAAUGAUUCGAGUGAAAUAGAUCCGGUGAUCUCAGAAGGGCUCAAUACGACAACAACGGAAACAAACAUAAUGAAAAUAUCUCCAAAAACGACCUCAUCUUACACAGAAGCCACUACCUCGCCUCCGCCAGAAAUUCAGACAACUACAAGUACCAGCAACCCAGACACCUCCGAGAUUUUCGGCAAAGCAGAAAUCGAUGAAAACAUUUCGAACACGACGAGUGAAACACCAUAUCCUGAAGACUCAACGUACCAGCCAAUCAACGAAACGUUCAUAACUGAAAUACAGAAACGAGUGGACAUCGUGUAUAACGAGACGAUGAGCAUAAUAAAGAAUUCCACGUCGAAAACGUAUUUAUUCGAAAACUUGGACGAAUAUUCGGACAUGGAUGAAAUUCUAGCCCAAUUAAUCGAUCGUCUGAAACGCGAGUCGGAUCGAAAACGUCAUUCUAGAAAUACAGCAGAGGACGCGGAUAACCAAUGGCAUUUGUAUUGUUACCAAAAAGUGUCAAAAGCAGAUGGCAAAUUCGACGUUAAAUUCGUCAAAGUGCCUCUGAACGAAUCUGAAAUCGAGAAAAUUCCCUAUUUGGAACGCGAUGAAAAUCCGAGCUACGGAGCUCAUUCCCUCAACACUCAUAAAGACUUUAAGCAAUACAUGAAUCAGAACGAAACUAUCGAGCAGGUGGAUAAAUUGACCAUUUCGUCGGAAAAUGAUCCGCAAGGCUCGAAAUACUAUUGCACCUAUAGUCAAGCCAGAGAUGCUACUAAGGAUACCGAAAAAGAUCUCGAGGAGCGAUUAAAAAUGUUCCUGAUGAACGCUAAAAUCAAAUGGAAUGAUAUCGAGGGUGAGGUGUGCUCGAGUAAUGAAAGGAUAUGCGCUGAUGGAAGCAAAUGUAUCUCAGCCGAUAGCUGGUGUGAUCAAAAAAUCGACUGCCUUAAUGACUAUAGCGACGAGUUGAAUUGCACUUGCGUCGAUCUCAUGCACGACGACAAACGCUGCGAUGGAUAUUUCGACUGUCCAGAUGGUGAAGAUGAAAAAGACUGUUUUGGUUGCCCGAAAAAUUCAUUCAACUGCUACGAUUGGACGACACACAAGCAAGAACUUCGAGCGAGUUGUGUUCCAAUGGAGAAAAGAUGCGACAAUGUGCGCGACUGUUCAAACGGAAAAGAUGAAAAGGAUUGCGAACUGCUAGCUGAUGAAGUUACUUCGCAUGACACAUUCUUAAUAUCCUACAAUACUGGUUACCUUCAUCGCAACUGGAAAGGAAUAUGGUAUCCUGUAUGCAAGGACAUAGCAUCGUACUUCUCUACAAGCGCUUGCAAGUCUGAAUUAGGAGAUGAAGACAUCAAAGAUGUCAAUACGUAUAGAAAAGCGAUACCAGGUUUUUACGCAGGCAAAUUUAUUGUGGAAAAUGGUUACGGUAUUGAAGUAACGGAUCGAUGUGAGCUGGGAAACAGUGUUGUCUACGUGGAAUGUCCUGCGGAUUAUUGUGGUUCCAGAGUGAUAGCGGAUAACAACCCCAAAUAUGAAUUCAAAAGAGAAACUCGAGAGAUGUCUUCAGAAAACGAAGAGGUCUUGAAUAUUCUGACUAUGAGUCGAUCCGAAGAACGAGUUGUAGGUGGAGAGGUCAGUGGUGCUGGAUAUUGGCCAUGGAUCGCGGCACUUUAUAAAAAUGGCGAAUUUCAUUGCGGUGCUGAGAUUCUAGAUGAGAAUUGGCUGCUGACUGCAGCCCAUUGCGUCGAUCGUUAUCAAGACCACUACUACGAAAUACAAGCCGGUAUUUUGAGGAGGUUGUCAUUUUCUCCCAUGGAACAGAUCAGAAAGGUGACCAAUGUGGUGGUGCACACGCGAUACAGUCGUUCCGAUAUGAAAAAUGAUAUCGCUCUUCUGCGAGUUGAUCCGCCUUUGAAAAUGAAUAGAUGGGUUCGAUCAACUUGUUUACCAGAAGGUCGACCUCCUUGGGGACCUCUGCCAUCAGAACUUUGUACGGCGGUAGGAUGGGGAGCCAUGAAGGAGCAUGGACACGAUCCUGAUAACAUGAGAGAGGUAGAAGUACCUAUUUUGCCAAAUUGUAAGCAUCGGGCUGACAUUCAGGGGCAUGAAAUUUGCGCCGGGUACAAAGAAGGUCAGCACGACACUUGUCAGGGCGACAGUGGAGGCCCUCUACUGUGCAGAAUACCGCUGAGAAGGGACCACUGGUACCUUGCGGGCAUCGUAAGUCACGGAGAAGGUUGCGCACGUCCAAUGGAACCAGGAGUUUAUACCCGUAUUGCUUUAUACAUAGAAUGGAUACAACUUAAAACUAAUGACAACGAAUUGUUACGGUAUCACAAAACUUCGCCCGUUUGCCCAGGCAUCAAAUGUCCCAAUGGAGGCAGAUGUAUCUCUCGUCACAAAAUGUGCGACAAAGUGAUGGAUUGUUUACACGGCGAAGAUGAAACAGAUGCGAGUUGCCUGCUCAGUCCCGCGUACCGCCGAAGCUCUUCGGAAAAUGAACAUUUCAAUACUACGGUUGGAAUGACGCGAGUACAAAGUUUGAAUUCGCUGAAAAAAUCAACGGGUAGUUCGGAAAAAUCCAAGAAAGCUCCUACGAGUAAAUUCAACGUGUUCAAAGAUUGGUGGCCUGGCAAUUACCACUAUAUGGAUAAAAAUGAAACAUACGUUUGCAAAAUUAUCAAUCAAAUGAUCCCCAAAGUGUGGUAUUGCGAUGGUGAGGUUGACUGCAACGAUGGAACUGACGAGAUAAAUUGCACUUGCGCGGAUAUUUUCAAAACGAUCGAUUCGUCGAGAAUUUGCAACGGUGUGGUUGACUGUAGCGAUUGGUCUGAUGAGAAGAAUUGUACCAGAAAGAAUUCUACCUCGAAUGACGAUUAUUUGUGCUAUCAAAGUUACACUUGGAUUAAUAGAACCAAAGUAUGCAAUGGGGAAUCUGACUGCCCUAAUGGAGAGGAUGAGAAACACUGCUAUGCUCUCAGCGAAGAUGCUUACAACUUAACUACAGACCCUUUUGAGAUUCCUGCUGUUUUUCAAAACGGAACGAUAAUGGAAAAUAAGAAUGGCACCUGGAAAAUAUAUUGUUCUCCGGAGCAAUUAGUUACUGAAAUGCAAAAAAUAUGCCAAAAUUUAGGUUUUAAAGACCUAUUUAAUUACAAACAUCAAAGAGUAGUUGGAAUGAAAUCAUGCAUUUCUAUCGACCUAUACUGUACCAGCUAUCGAGAUGAAACCACGAUUCUGCCUUGGUUUGGAAACAUAUUCGUCAAUGGCACGAAAAAAUGCACUGGUUUAUUGCUCACUGAACAAUGGAUAGUUGCAGACCAUAACUGUUCUAAUUUCAACUUACAGGAAGAUUACAUGGUGAUGGUUCUAGGAAGCGAUAGAGGGCUGGAAAAUAAAAUCAGAGCUUUUUACGAGCAAGUUAUUCGAAUCGAUUACUCGUUGUACGCGGAGAAGCAGGGUGCUAUUGUGAUGCACUUGGAAAAUCCUGCAAAUGUGACUAAAUAUGUGAAACCUUUCCGAAUCGGAAAACUGUACACUUGGGGUUUUGCGCCAAAUAAAAAUGCAGAUUGUUUCAUGAUAGCUGAUGCGAAAGAUCCUGCAAUUAUUCCAGUGAUUCCUGAGGAAGAAUGCUUAUAUAAAAAAUGCCCAUAUAAGCCAACUGAUAAGUCUAUUUUUUGCGAAAUUUAUAAACGAAAUUAUACCCUGAGCUCGUUGAUAUGCAUGUCUCCUCAAAAUACCUGGUACUUGGCUGCACCGAUCAAUAAAAAAUUUGAUGAGUUCUGUUCAACGAAUACACCCACGUUUUCAUUGCAAACAUGGUCCGAUCCUGAUGUUUUCGAAUAUAAUAAUUUCACACCAUACCCAGCUCCGAACUGCAGCACGUACCGUUGCUUAUUAGGAAAUUGCCUGGAAAAAUCAAAACUCUGCGACGGAAAAGCGGACUGUCGAAAUCACGAAGAUGAAACACCAAAAAUAUGCGCCGAAAGAGCCACGUUUUGUAAAUUGGAACAGAUUAAAUGUCCUUGCAAAAUACACGAAUUCAGAUGCAAUAACAUGCGAUGCAUAGAUCAUAAUUCAAUAUGCGAUGGUAAUAACGAUUGCGGAGAUGGAUCUGAUGAACCGGCCGAAUGUUCCAGCUUCAAUUGCGCUACUUACUUGAAUGUAACCAACCCGUCUAAAUUAUGUGACAAUCAUGUCGACUGCUGGGAUAAAAGUGACGAAAAUCCAUACACUUGUACAUCGUUUUGUACAUCCGAAUCACAUUUCAAAUGCCCAAAAUCUGGUCAAUGCAUCCCGUUGGAAUUCGUAUGCGAUGGUGAAAGCGACUGUUCAGCGGGCGAAGACGAAGAAAAAUGUUGGAAAUUGAUCAACAGCGAAGAAAAUUCUAAUGAACCAAAUCUAUUCGUACGAAUUCACGGUGAAUUCCACAAGCAAUGUUUGUCCGCAGAUUUUACCUCCUUUUUACCAGAUGUGGUUUGCAAAGAAUCUGGUUUCAGCAAGAAAAAAUUAGUAAACUUUAUACCAGGAGUUGCGAAUCCGAGUGAUGAAUAUACCUCGGUUAUAUUACACAAUAAUAGAGAUUUCAAACUUAGGGCAAAACCAUUGGUACAAUUCAAUUCUACUGGUACUUGUUCUUAUGUCCAUUUGAAAUGCGAAUAAUAUUUCUAUAGGUAUUGUUGAGAACUAGUUUUUGAAAAAAUGGAAAUAAUUAUUUGAAAACAGAGUGGAAUAGAAUAAAAAAUCCAAAAGUGUAAAAACUAUUUGAACACCUUGUGAGUGAUACCUAACUUUCAAUAAAAUUUCAAUCUCAUCAAA
This is a messenger RNA of Planococcus citri (citrus mealybug), 7121 nucleotides long. RefSeq names its product serine protease nudel (gene ndl). The record is from RefSeq and is a predicted model, not a curated record. NCBI's taxonomy places the organism in Eukaryota, Metazoa, Arthropoda, Insecta, Hemiptera, Pseudococcidae. The transcript is spliced from 26 exons. Gene Ontology annotation, molecular function: protein binding; serine-type endopeptidase activity. Bases 516 to 6965 code for a protein of 2149 amino acids. Gene Ontology annotation, biological process: proteolysis.